Messenger RNA from Anarrhichthys ocellatus (wolf-eel), 33767 nucleotides. Its product is annotated as interleukin-18 receptor 1-like. Lineage: Eukaryota; Metazoa; Chordata; Actinopteri; Perciformes; Anarhichadidae. The record is from RefSeq and is a predicted model, not a curated record. The transcript is spliced from 10 exons. Bases 29647 to 31242 code for a protein of 531 amino acids. Gene Ontology annotation, biological process: signal transduction. Gene Ontology annotation, molecular function: interleukin-1 receptor activity.
CAAAUUAUGGGGGUAGAAGGUGUGGAUUCUUGCGGCCACAAAUAUUCCAGUAUGAGGAAGCAGUGGGCCUGUGGUUUCGUAGCUAGACCCCCCCUCACCCCUCCCGGCAGUCCACAAAGUUUCCUUUUAUCCAGUAGCAGAUCUGAGCGUAUUUGAGAGGCGUGAUUCUCACCGCUACAUUAAAUUCCUGAGACGCCCCUUGCCGCUCCACCCACUGAUGCCCUGAAAACACACCGAUCACCUUCCGCUCCCAGCGCUGGCGCCGGCCGUCCCACAUCCUGGCGUAGACUCCUGACCCGCUGGCACCGGGCUGAGCGUCACAGUGCUGGUACAGCAGGUCUGACGUCUCCUCACCAGCCCGACAGAAGCGGUACACCAGCUUGCCGGGACGGUCGUUGUCAAAUCCUGCGAAGUGGACUCGUCGACCGGGCAGCCUCUGAGCCGGGGGGCUGACUCCUAGCUUCAUGUGGCGGCGUUUGUGGGGUUUCUUGAGCUCAAGCAAAGCGUAGUCAUAGUCCAUCCCAAUGUCAUUGGCAUUCCCCUUAAUCCAUCCUUUGGGCACAUGGGUGCGCUUGGCUCUGAUCCACUGGAAUUUCAUCUUGUCGUUGGUUGGCGGGCCGUAAGGAGCGGGGCCACCUUCAACAUGGUUGGUGAAGUUGGAGGGAGCGUAAAAGGAAGAAGCCCGUGUGUCCCGUUGCUUGGUUUUGAGAAACCCAACCCGGAGCUUCUGGGCUCCUUUCACAUAGUUUUUACCAUCGUGAACACAAUGAGCGGCUGUGAGAACAUGACGGUCCCCCACCAGUGUACCGGAACACCCAGUGGACAGCUUGACAGCCACCGAAAAUGGAUAUUUCAGCAGGAAGUUCUGACCGGCAAUGCUGAAGCGCCCAUCAUGGCCGAAGAUCUGUCGCUUCCUCCUUACAUGUGACCGCUCGGCCUUCUCAGACGACCGUGCGGAGUAGGCCGGACUGGUGUUGGAACUGGGGUCGUAGCCAUAGAUCCCAAUGGCGGUCUCGGUGAGUUGACCAUCAGAGUGGAGUGUCUCGUAGGCCAGCAGACGCCGCAGGUCCCAGUAGCUCGGCCGAGGGGCCCUCUUGUGGCAUUCUGGGUCACAGGGGGAGCUGACAUCCAAGCGGGCCGGAGACAGGAAGUGAGGGGCCGAACGAGCCUCCGUCUGCUGGGCGAGGACCACAGGAACACGCUGGAGAACCCACUGGGGGCGGGAGGAGGAGGAGGAAGAGGAGAAAACAGGGGCAAGGAAGAGGAGAAAUAGGAGGGAGGUGAACCUGUGGACGGACAGGAGGACCGAUCAGGUGAACUUCUGUACUAAAGACCCGUUCACUGACGGACUCAAAAUAUAGAAAUCAAGUGAUGCUGUUAAACGUGACCGGAUGUCUGGGCCCCUCUUACUGUCUGCAUGAAAAAUGUUGUCAUUCCUAAACCCAGCAUCAUGGAUUUAUAAUUACAACCAUGGGAGUUGAGGAGCAUUUCAGAAAAAAAAAUUUUAUCUGCUCUGGAAUUUGGCAGCUGCAACUGUUUUUAAUGCUGCAAAUAUGACAGACAGGGCAAAUAUAGACUAUGAUGGAAAAUUCCUAAAGUGGCCUGGGGAUUGGCCUAAAGCCUAAAAGAGUGGCUGAAUAUCAUUUUGUUGCAGUGAAAAUAGACUUUAUGUAAAUAGGUUAGGGGUGAUACAAGACACAAUUUGUCUAAUAACCACUGUAUUGCUAAAAUAGUAAAAGUGCAGUCAACAUUUAUUUCUUAAUUUACAAGUUAAUCCUACCUACUGACUCCUCGGGUUUCUGUAAACCCUCCGGUACGGGCGGACAGAGAGAUGACUUACCGGGGGAGCGCAGCCCGGGAGCGCAUCGUUAUGGCUUCUGCAGGUGAGCCGGUGGUUGAACACUGAAACCAGAGACCAGAACAGGCAGAGUCCGCGAAGGUAGUUUAACUGGUGGGGGAAAAAAAAGAGACUUCUCGGCGUUUCUCUCAGGAACUGACCACUUUAUUUUAUCCGUGACAGUCUGGAGUUUUCCGAAAGCAGCAGCCGGGUCGACAGCGGAGGAGUUGGAUCAUCGUGCGCUGCCGGAGGAGGCGGGCUGCUGUCUGUCUGCGCUCACAAUGUCACAUCUGCCGGCGAGGAUAUACAGAGCGAGUAUAUCCGACACGGUCAUGUGACGCAUCACAUCACUGCUGCUGGUUACCGAGUUAAUGAUUAAAUCAAGUCUGUGUUGUAUUGAGUGUCGUGCACUUGUUGGAAAAAGUCUUGCACUUUGAGACACAUUUCGGUGCACUUUGGAUAGGCUAUACGUCAAACAGUUGAUCAGGGCUGCAUCUAAAUCAAUUAAUUGUUUCGUCAACAGAAUUUUAGAAAAUAAUGCUGGAAAAAAGUUCUCGUAAAAAGACGACAGAUUUAGUCAGCUUAAUUUGUCUGAACAAUAAAAAAACAGCCCAAAUAGAUUCAAUCUAUGAAAAGUAGCUAUUUAUUUCUCAAAACAAUAAAUACAGAUUAUAUUUCUGAAAUAACUGUUGAUUAACUUUCUGAAUCUGUCAAUCAAACAGAUUCAUAAAUUGACAAAUUGUCAACUAUAAUAAUGAGGUAACCCUUUUCCACCCAUUAUAAAAGGUUUAUCAAUUAAACCCAAUGGCGUUAUUAAUGAUUAAUUACUAAUUUAUUCAUUCUGUAUAUAUUGGAUAUAAGCCACUCAUUAGAAUAACUUUUGGGUUGUUGAAUACCUAACUGGUGUUUAUCCUUUCUGCUUGGUAGUAAUGUAGUUAUAAAUGUUUUUGUAACCCAUCAAUAAACACCCGUCAUACGUCCUAAACUAUCUAGUCUGCAGUUAGCAUAUAUAUACAUUGAAAUAAUUUGUUAGUGAAUGGAUGUUGUCUCAGGUGCUCAGCGGGAGUUUUAUUUCAGAAAUGAAGUGGUCCAUUAGAGGAUCUACUGAUUAAUUAAAGGUCUGUAGAGGAUUAACACCGUACACAGGGAUUUUUCACAACCUGGCAACCCAAAAAAAUGUUACUUUUAAAACUAAUCUAGACAGAAUAAGUAAAUCAUUAAUUUAUUAGUUGUUGCUUUUAGCUUUGUUCUAAUACCAUUAAACAUUAUCUAACAAACCCUUUAUAAAGGCGUAUUUAUUAGGAGUUUUCCAAUGUAAUGGUUUAAUAACUGUAUGCAAGGCUAUGCAAAAGGUAUUGUGUACUCAUAAUUGUAUUACUUUAGUUUUUAUAAGAUAGGGAUAAGACAAACUCUGAGGGGCUGCUCAGAGUUUACAGCCAAUGAUGUUUUAUUAUCGACAGGCCGAAACAGCUGGACGGAGGCGAGUGUCUGUCCAGAACGGAGGUCGUAAAGAGGAAGAGAGGAAAUGUGGGAGUGAAGAGAGGAUGAUGGAAAAGGAACUUGUGGUGUGUUUGUUUCAGAGAAAAAUUGAGACGUUGCUCGUACUGUGACCAGCUCCUCACACAAACAAUGGCCAACAUUUGUUCUUUAGAUCGACACGACUAGAUUCCCCCUCCGCCUCCCUCUCUUAGUGUCACAUCCACAAAUGCCAUCAAACUACUCAUUAAAUAAUUAUGUAGCACACAUGCAUCAAUGUUCUGCCCAAGCAAACUUUUACACCGUUAAUUUACUUGGUUGACCACCCUCAUGACUCUUGGCAUUAAUCACAAAAGGCCGUUCACUUGUGAGCAAGCUGUUUAUUUCACAACAAAAACCUCACUCAUUUCGCAACAUACGGCUGUGAUUAUUCCCUCUGAAAUCUGACAUUUACAUUCACUGGCGGCCUCGCUGCUAUUGUGACUGGAAUUAGUUCAGUGGGCAGUGUGUGGCUCCGACGCCAAAUUUUGGCCACUUUGCCCACCCAUGCGUAAAAUGUGCAAGCCGUUGGUAGAUAUCAUGCUAUGUAAUGAUUUCAUUUGGCUCGACUGCCACCAGAAAGACGGGGAGAGAGAAAGAAAGAACAUGGGUGGGUGGGGGUGGCGAGAGGGGACUCAUGCAUGACUGAACAGUUGGCCAAUCUUCACCCAUCUCCCUGUCCUGCCGGGAUUUGUUCAGAAUAUGAUUUUAAAUGAGAAGAUAAAAAAACCUCUUAUGUCUGCACUGUGAAUUUGUAGUUGGAGCCGUUAGCCACUUAGCAUAGCUUGGCGUAACGGCUAAACGGGGGGGGGGACAGCGAGCUUUGAUCUGUCUAAAGGUAACAAAAGCCACCCAGCAGCAUGUACAAAGCUCACCGAUUAACACAUUAUCAAGACAGUCUUGUCGUCACUGUGAGGUUGCUAGGCUAGCUGUUUCCCCCUUGCUUAUGCUAAGCUAGGCUAACCAACUGCUGGUUUUAGCUUAUUAUUCUCUGUACAGAUGGUGGCAAUCUUCUCUUCUAACUCUCAGUAAGAAAAGCAAAGAAAAUGUUGAACUGUUGCUUUAAAAUGAUUCAAAUCCUCUUCAAGGUCCAACUGAUUAUACAUUAGCAUCUUUGCCAGCACACUGGGUGGACCUGCUGGCUCAUCAAACACUGCACCCCACCCGUCCCACAACACACAUUUACAAUUAUAACACAUACACACACACACACACACACACACACCUCUCUCUCUCUCUGGUGCACAAUCUGGGGCAGGAGGGUCUGCCAGCAUCUCAUCUUCCUCUCGUCCCGUUAAGCUAGAAGCUUAAAUGAAUACAAAACAAGAAUUUGGAAAAUAAAUAUGAUUUUUCCCCCCUGUGGGAUAACAGGAAGGGAUGCCCCCUUUUAACAAAUGCCUGGGUGCUAAUAAGGGAGACGUUUCUGUUUGUUUUGAAUUGUUAUGAAAGGGCCUGUCUGUUUUGCUAUGCCUGCUGUUGUCAAGGAAACCCACAUUCCCCGGAGUAAUGUUCAUGUUAAUUGUUUUAUUCUUCCCACUCUCCUCCUCUCGCUUCUGGCCACUGACACAAUCGAGCAAGUGUGGACGGCCUCACAUGUUUGAAUCCUCUCCCUUUAUGUCCCUCUGUCCGUCUGUCCAGCUCUCUCUCUCCGUCUCCCUGUCUCUGUUCCUUCUUUGUGUUUUCCCGUCUCUGUGCCUCUGUCUUUUGUUCGAAUCAUCUCUCCCAUCCUGGACCUCUUCUCUCGCUCGUCCCUAGAGGCCAUGAAACAGCUGUUUGGCAAAAUGAGAUAACCACAGGCGUCUUUUUGAGAAGUUAAUUACUGUGAAAUCCUAGGAGGUAACUUAAGCCAAGUCUAAAGCUCAAGGCAAAAGGAAGGGAAUACAAUUGUUCGCCAGCACAUUCGAUACAUAACGUUUAAUGCCUCAUAAAAAGAUGGUAAACACUGUCUUGCUCAGCUGCAGUUAAAAGAAAACUUCAACUUAGUGCAUUCAGGGAGUUAUUUUGUUAAAUUAACUGUUUGCAGUGUACACUAAAACCCUUUUCCCAGAAACAUUAGCAGGUACAUGUGGGAUUUUUAAACAUGGGAAACCCUGUUGAAAACAGAGGAUAGAGUCCUUUACAAAUCUCUGUUGAAUUUAUUAUCUCCGCCAGGACAAUCAUGCGUUAUAGUUCGCGUGUCAACAUGCAUCUGUGAGUGAGUGUGCAACCUCUGUGUCUGUCCACAGCUAAUCUCGUAUUCUGCUGCAGCAAACUGGAUAACAUUUUGGGUGGCCAGUUAUGGCUGCAUGCUCAAAUAAAUGUUGUGUUUGCGGUGACUUACACUUUCUCAAAGUACCCUAUAUUGCCUGUUUUAUUCUGCCAUUGACUACCUGCUGACUCUAGGGGCUGCUAGUGAUAACACAGCUGAGUGCAUCGCGGAACCCCAGCCACUACUCUCUGCCCAGAGACAUAGUAGGUGAAACCCAUAGACUCUAUGUCGAUUGGUCGGUGCAAACGCACUUAGCAGACAUCUGCACCGUCUAGUUCAUUAUAUAUUAACUUCAAAGUAUGUCGCAUAGCAAUGCAUAGAAAAAAGGGUGAAAAUUAGCUUGUCCACCCAGGUGUCAACCGGUGUGUCUGAGACGGUCAGGUUGAUAGAGCCCUGCCUGAUAAUAGUUUAAUAUUCACAGCAUCCUUCAGGCCUAACAAAGGCCAAACAAAGUAGUUCCUUCCUUAUUAGAUAUUUGCACUAAAUGAUUUCUUUAUAUAUUUUGGAAUCUGCAUUAUUAUUCAUGUUUGAAUUGACUUACAUUCUCUUUCUUCCCUGCCUUUUGCUGCUGCAUUGCUGUGUCUAUUGGAUAACCUUUUAAAGAGCGAACUUUAAACAAAACUGAACAUAUUUUUGGCCUCCAGAGGUUUAAAUUUUUCACCUUGCUUCAGUGAUGUAGAAGCGUACUCCAGGGUGUGGUCAGUACACUGCGACAUUAAUUUUGGGUGUGGUUACAGGAGCAACAGAGCAAACUUCAGUGAUGCUUUAUGUCGACCAGAGAGGGCAGUGUAGGAUUCUCUUAUGUGUUCACAUUAAGUUUACAUCAAGUCACAAAUACAUGAUACUGUAUGACAUUUUAGUCAAAUUGAGGAAGCUAAACACAUCAUAGUGUGACACCGCACACAAUACACCCUACACCCUUUUCUUCCCCAGUCCAAGCAGUUCUUCUCCCCCAGUGUUCUCUCACAUACAAAUGGUUUUGAUGACUGAGCUUUUCGCCUACAGGAAAGGAGUUUUGCACCGUGACUAUGGGUAAACCCCUUGGCUUGCCAUGUGAUACUCUGGCUCUUUGGAAAAUGACUCACAUCCUUGUGAAAGAUAUGACAACACAUUUAUAACAUCCAUCAGGAGUUGUGGUUUGCAUUUUGAUGCAAUUUGAUUGAAUAAUUAUUUGAACUCUCCUCUCCUCUGAAGUCAUUUUUCACUCAUUACUCAACGACGGCGCAUGUAAUCCGAUCAAAGGGUAAUUCAAUCAAAACACUGUUUCAUUAUACAUCUGUGGCAUCCUCAGGAAUGGGAAUGCUUAGUCAUGAAUAUGCAAUGCCUUAUAGACACAUGAUCUGACUGCACAGAUGCAGAGGGAAUGAUGAGAAGGAGACGCUCUACUGUUCAUUUUUUUGUAAUUGCUUUUCUUCAUGACCCCUGGCUGUCUUCUAAUGGCCUCCCCUGUGAUUUUCCUUUUAUUGCUGAGUUUUAUUCUUUGUGACAUAUCUUCUUGGUGUCUUUGACAGCUUUGGCUGGCUCGUGACUUGUGAACCAUUGCUGAUCUGUGCCUCUAAAGCCCAUUGAGGAACUUUAUCUGAUUUUAGGUAAAUACAUUUGAAAUGAUGUGACUGUUGGAAAAGCUGGCUUUCAGGGCCAGUGUGAAGCAUUUUAUGGGAUCUAUUAGCAGAAAUGCAAUAUAAUAAUCAUAAAUAUGCUUUCAUCCGUGUAUAAUCAACUGAAACUGAGAAGUGUUAGCUCAGAAUGAGCUCUUCAUAUCUACAUAAGGAGCGGGUCCUCCUUACUCAGUCAGCCAUGUUUGUACAGUAUCCCAGAACGGACAAACCACAAAGACUCUAGAAAGAGAGUUUUUACUUUAACCUUAAGGCCACCGCAGAUCUCCGACCUGUUUGUGAAACUGUGGUGACCUGAGCCGCAGGUUGCAAAAUCAUGGUACGGCCAACUCUCCGCCUGACCUCCGUUGCGAGGCGAGCAGCGUUACCACAGUUUUAUACUCGGCAGCUCAAGUUACGGGAGUGUUGGCGAGGGAGGAGUGGGUGGAGGGGUAUUAAUUUGGUUGCUAUCUGCAACCACACCACUAAAUGCCAACAAAUCCUACACAUUGUUAGAUUGAUUGUUUUUCUUUGUCCUACAUCAUUUUUUGAAAUACUGUAGUCUGAGGGCGUAGACUAGUAUCAGUGGUGAAAAUGUGUCAGAGAGGCAGCAGAUUUUUGUGGUGAAGAAUCAACAUCUCUUAUUAACAUGCUAACAUUGAAAUAUGGUGCUGGAAUCUUCUGUAAAAUGUUCAAGGUGUUUUGGUUAAUGUUUCUACAUUAAAAAAAAUAUAGUUUCUACCUCAGAUUAACACAUAACAUUUAGACAACUUCAAAUUCAGUUACUAAAAUCCCUCUGAUUAGCCAACUCUGCAGCAUUUGAACAGCUCAGGUAAAUGAUCAGGUUUAUAUAAUUUGAUUUAAUUAGUAAUGUUUGGUAUGUAACGUCAUAAAGCAAAUAACAAUUAUCCAUUGGUAGAAAUACUGUACCGCGGUGGCCAAAAACACCACAAAACAUCUAAUGCAGUUCAGGGCGUAUUUCUUUACUUUGUAGACCCAGGCUAGUUGCUUCCCCUUACUCCCAGUAUUUAUGCUAAGCUAGGCUAACCUUGCCCUGACUUCUACAUAUCACACCCACAGACAUCAGACUAGUUUCAAACUUUUCAUCUCACGCUGGGAAAGAAAGCAAAUAUGCCCCCCCCUCCCCCCGAAUGUUGAAAUAUAUUUUUAGACUGUUACAGCAUCACCAAACUUCAUACCAAAUAUGCUUCACAGCAAAACACAACAGUAAAUCUCGUCCCAUAGCAUGCCGUAUGAAUUAUAAUACUGUUCACAUUCCUUUCCAAAGGAUACCAGCAUCAUUCUUUUACAAUUCAAUGGUGCAGCCUGCCAAAGGGCACUGUGACUCAAACAAGCACCAUGUUUUCACUCGAUCCAAGUUGAGUCACUGUGAGCAUCCACCCAUCCCUGAGAGAGCAACCACACACUGAGGAAAGUGACAGCUAGUGAGCCACAAAGAGACCCCAGCUAUCAGGAAUUCAUGUGAAUCCAAUCCAUCUUUAAACCCUGCGGGUCUUUACAAAGGAUUUAUUCAGAGCUGUCAUCCAGGGAUUGUCUCACUCUCAGAGCAAAAGGUAUUCAUCCUUGAAUCUGCACCAGUUAUGUGAUUGAGAGACUCAUUUCUCACAGUCAAAGCACAUCUUGAGAUGAUAUCUUGCCCCGCAGCAGUUGAAGGUUGUGAGCAUGCAAACUUUUUAGGGAGCAACAAGUGGUUCAGUGUCAUGAGAAAGUUGAGCAUAUGCUGCACAGGAGACACUGUGAUCACAAUGUUACAAUUGUUAAUGUUCCUCCCAGAGCUGCAGGGACGGUGUGACUCAGAUAACUCAAAAACUCCAUCAACACAAUGAUUGUUAUUCAGCUGCAGGCUUCCUGUUAUGCUUCAGAUGGAAGAGAACACGAUCUCUUUCUUUUUCUGUCUCUCAGUUGAUCCUCUCUGUAUUUCUGAUGGUAUCAGAGGUCAGAUGUUAAACUCUUCCAGCCAGGCAGAGGUGGUCUGACCACACGACACACGCUUGAACGAGUCUAUCAGCAUACCAGUAAGAUCACUUCUGACCAUAAUAAGCACCCAGCGGACCACAAAUUGUCCCCUUCAGCCCUUCUGAUGAUGAAAUGAUCUUCAGUUCUCUGGUCCAGACCAAUUAUCUCCACUGUACCGCAGGGGAGUUCGGUGUGGGGGAUGCUAAUGAUGGGUGUCGGAAUUUCUGAGUCACGUCUUCUCAAAUGGAUCAGGCAGCAUUGAAAAUCUGUUUCUUUUUAUGCACUAUUUCUUAUAUGUGCGCUUUUAAAAAUCAUUAUUAAUAUUCUACAUUUUACAGAUGAACUACAUUUUGCCGGGUACAUGAUAGGACACAGGAGUGUAUCUCCACUGAAUUUUUGACUGCAUUAUGUUUGUUUCCCCAAAACAAAAUCGGGGAAAGGGCAGCACUCUAGUGGUAAACAUGACCGAGGCCACGUUCAGACCGACUUGAGCUCUGAUAGCAAUAACGCUGCCAUUUCAUUAAUUUGAAAAAGGCCGGUCCAGUGCCACAACAGGGGUGCUAAUCAAGACCCCAGGAAGAGCGGCAGCCUUUGAAGUACAUUUUACAUAGUGACCAAACGGUGGCAUUACAAUUUCCAAGUUGGUCACGUGAUGCCAUGGGGCCCAAUUAUCUGUAUGCUUCCAUGGUACCAAUGCAGAGGGCUAAGACAAAAAAAAAAAAGCAUCUAAAAAGUUGAACCUUGUUUUAACUUUUGCUGCCUGCAGGAUGCUGCGUCGGCCGACAUGUUACUUGAGCUACAUGCUAACGUCAGCAUGGCACCACGCACAUGACAAUGCCAACAUGCCGAUGUUUAGCACGUCAUGUUUGCCUUGUUCAACUUGUUGGUUUAGCUUUCCAUUAUGCCCAUGUUUAUAAUUAGAGUUAAAGCUGGUGGGAAUAUCAUUACGAUUUUUGGUCAUAAACUAAAGUAUCGGACAAAAAGUCAAAGAAUCACUAAAGUGAAGGGUGGCAUGAAUGUCUGAACCAAAUGUCAGGCCCAUCCGUCUAAUAGUUGUAGAUAUAUUUCUGUCUGGACCAAAGUGGUGGACCAUUGCCAUUCAAAGAGCCAGGUUUUAGGGUAUUAUUUUUCUUUGGCGUUUUUCUCCAGAAUUUGUAUUGUUAUUGGGGAAAUAAACCAGACCAUCGACACAUUUCAGGCAUCCAGUACGCAGCUUGCAGUAGAAUUUGUUUUAGAAGGUUGCUGUUAACAGUCCUCCCAAGAAUAAAGUCAUUCUGAUGACGCGUUUGUUUUGAAUCUGCUAUGAGAAGAAGCAGAAGUGCUUCCAGAAGUUACGUGGCCCUGGAUGGUUUUGGAUAUUUGUCUCAUGAAUCACAACAUGAUGAUGAUGGACGUUUCCAGAGUAAUAAACACAAUGAACUCAGCUGAUGUUUGGCUUUAGCUUAAUGUUGUAAUGUCAGUUUGUGGGAGGUAGAUGGACCAAACUUAAGACAGACAUCAGGCUGAAGCCAGGAACAUCAGCUCUACAUGAGAUAAUGUUAUGAUUAUAACAGAGAACCCAAAACAUCAUCAGAUGCAGGUUUCCUGUUAUACUCUCAUAUAUAAGUGACGGAAUAAUCUCAGUUUUCUGUGUCUUUAUUAUGUAUUCUGUAGUACAGCUAUGUUGCAAGAUGUGUUAAAGGAGCGAAAAUAUAAUCAUAUUGGAGUUUUGGUAUAAAAAAAACACCCACAAUAAGUUGAUCAUGAUGAAUUUCCGUUAUUGGAAUAAUCUCGGCUACCCUCACACGAGUGGCUUGAAGAAGCUCUCUUGCUUGCCAUCAGAAGAGAAGUGAUAGAUAGAGCCUGACUUUGAAAAAUACUUAAAAACAAAAAUAUAUAGAACAGACUUACACAAUGUUGCUUUUUAUUUAUUUAUUUAUUUAUUCAUGAUUCAGGAUUAUCUUAUUAGUUUGUUUGUUUUUUCACUAAAAUACAGUGUCCUACCUGUGAUGCAAUGAAACAUAUUUGUUUCUUAAAUAAAUGCAUUUUAAACUGUCAGUAUAUGUUUUAGUGCCAUUUUAAGAGUUUUUAAGUAAAAUGUACAAUAUUUGCUUCUGAGUAUAAAGUAGCAGAAAAUACAAAUACUCAAGUGAAGUACCUUAUAAUUGAACAGUAGUUGAGUAAAUGUACUGAGCUUCUUUAUAUCACUGCUGUAUUUCAUCUCUACUGUAUGUAGCCAUAAAGCUGCCUGAAGUAACAGGCAAACAAACACAAAGCUCGUUACUGUUUGUACAUCAGACAAACAUCUCGCUGUCACCAUCGCUGUCACCAUCAUUUGACCUCUCUUCCACCCAUGAAACAACUGUUGCCAUAGAAACCCUUAACCGGGGCACAAUCACUGACGAGCAGGAAGUGUGGAGCAUUUUGGGUUAAUGAGAGCUUCCGUGUGGGAAGGGGUGUGUUCCCAGCAGGAGGGAGACCUCUGCGUCAUUCUGACAAAGGGGGUUUCCAUGUUUUAUGACAGUGGGAAUAUUGUUCCAGGCUAUUUUAUUUUUUCCUGUCUGGGCUCUGUAUAGUUUCCACAGUCUAUUGUGUUUGAUACCUUAAAAUAUUUCCAGACACCAUAGUGUGUCUUAACAAGGUACGUCAUUUGGCCUCUUUAAACCCAUUCUUUCUUUCAUAAAGUAGGAAAAACACACCUGAUUGUGGGGUCAUUUUAAGUUCAAUGCUAUUUAUUGUCACAUGCACAACAAUUAAAGAGAAGCAGCCGUUGGCAAUGCAAUCUUAGACCGCAUAAGACAUAAAAUAUUGCAAGUUUAAAAAAAGAAUAAAAUACAACAAAUAUAAAAUAAUAUCAAUAUUAUAUUUUAUAUAAGCCUAUGUUAUAUUUUUUACUUGCUCAAGUAUGUCAACUAAUUUGAGAGAGUCAUUUUGCUCAAACUGACCUUUCUUCUCCUGUUUCAUUUCUGGUUCUUGACACUUCUAUCUGACUCAGUGUAACUGCAGUGGAAAUGAGAGGAGUUUUCCAAAUAGCGAAAUGAUGAUUCGCUAAUAAAAACAGAAUUUUUAGACAGUUUUUGACAAAGAUGGAUGCAGCUCGUCUCUUAUGGGAUACAGAUGUAAUCCAACAUUUCCUGAUUGCGGUUUUUAUACACCGUCUCGAAAUGGCCUGCAGCCAGUUUGGCUCGACUUCAGGUCAGUGAAUGGUUAUGUUACGUGCUGAUCUUGGACCUGCGCUGCAGUCCACAAACACACACAGAUACACAUACAGCACAGCCUGUCUCUGCUGUAGUUGUGAGGACAUGGUGUAUUUAAAAGUGUUCCGUGUUGAAUUAUGUAAACACUAUACCUUCAUAACUCCUAUCUGGGAAGCAGAACAAGCUAUGAACUCAACAUUAUUAUAGCCUCAUAAAGUUGAUUGAAAACAGCUCUGAGUAGCAGUAAGCACUAAAACGGCAAAGCUGUGCCCUGUUAAAUCAAAACAAUGAGCUGAAAGACACUAAAAAGCUCCGUAGAGGUGAGGGGAACUGCAGUCGUGUGAUGGUUCUGUGGUUGUGUGACUACAAAUGUCGCAAACCAACCACAGCAAUAGGGAUUAGUGCAGCUUUAAUCAACCACUUUUAGAAAUAUCUUUUCCUGCUGUGAGGAAUGACCAAAACGUCCUCACAACUUCAAGACUAGGUGCUUGCAAGUAUACGCAUGAGAGUCCUUGCAUCUUGGUUUUGGCAGGUUCUCAACAUUAUUUCCAUCUCUCUUUAGUUUCCCUCCAUUCCCAGCUGCUCACAUCUAUCAAGACUCCAUUUGUUAGCAGCAGGCAAUUUACGGGCUGGAAUGGAGAUUGUUCCGUAUCCUAUUCAAAUGCACACACGCACGCACACACACUGCCAUUGAUUGUGGUGUUUGGGUUCAUGCAGAGCAGCAGUGUAAUCCGUCAUGCUGCUGCAACAUCUCCACCAUGAUCUGCUUGCAGCUGGAUCAUAAUGAAGUCUCUAGAGGUUCCUCCCUGGUAUCUGCCAAACUGUUGCAUAAAACGAAAAUAUUUCCGCCUUGUGCUGUCAGACUGGAACUGAGGCUGCAGCUCGCUGGGACCUGAGAUCAGGAGACACCCUCUGUCUCAGUUAAUAAAGGAACAGAACAAGUGCUGAGGGAUCGGAGACAAUGAACUGAAGUUGAUUAAUAAGUGAUGACACCGGGACUGGCCUGCAUGCAAUUCACUGUUACUGUGACUGGCAUAGUGCGUGUGUGAAUGUGUGCACGUUUACGAGCUUUCAAGGCUUUGCUUGUGAACUUUAUCGUCACCCUUGUACUGUUUUCUAUAAAGGCUAUAAAUUGUUUUCAUGCUGCUUGUUUUUAGCUGGGUGGCUAACAUUAGCCGUUAGCCUCCAGGAACAUCCUGCGUGUUGUUCAUAGUCUGAGGGUGUGUGAACUCUGCAGCUUUGAGCUCACUGUUGAUGGUCAGUAGGGGUGGAAAGUAACUUAAUAAUUACUGUAUUUAGUUAGGCUAAAAUUUUGAGUUGCUGCAAAUCAAAUUUCCCUUGUCUGAUAAAGUACUGAAAUGAACAUAUACCACGAAACAGAGUACAAAUGAGUAUGAAAUAAAAAGACGGUGUCUUUACAGUGUUUUUAGCUCAUAUUUUUGGGGGAAAGAUGACAAAUUUGGAGGAACUGUAAUGAAGUAAUGAAGUGGCAGAGGGCAACUACUUCUCUAAUCUCUAUAAACAGAUUCUGCAUUCACAUGUAGAAUCUGUAGGCAAACGGGACAAGAUUGUUGUCUGGGAAGUGUUCUGGUUUGUGUUAGUGUUGACCAAUCACGUUGGAGCAGGCUUUGGUUAAUGCAGGUAUACGGUCCGUCAUACGGGAAGUCUUGGACGGGAUAUCUGCUGGCUUCACCGGAACUCAAGAAAUAAAACCCCAUGACCCCAGAGGCUUAUCUGUAAUCAGGCCAAUGGGUUUAGAGGUUGUAUUUUCGCUCUUUCUCCUCCUUUCUUUCUCUCCAUCACUCAAUCACGCUCUCUCCAUCUUCCCGUGUCUACUGACUGUGCUCUGAGUGACCCUGCUAGCAUAGUUUGACCAUAAACGGGCAUGAGAGAGGGUUGGACUCUAAGAAACACACAAACACAACACAUAGAUGUGCACAUGUACGUAUACCUACAAAGACACACAACAGAAAAAAAAGACUAAUGUUAGUUCGGAGUAGUUUGAAGUGCAAACUCCACCUGCUCCUUCUAGCAAAUAAAUAUGUCAAACAACACGCUACAAAGGCAGCUGCAGACUCUGUUUGAGAAGCUUUAGAGCUAAUUUAUCUUCCGCUUUACAUAGAUCUCAUUAAGCUCAGCUAUAAUUGCAGCUCACUGGCUGAGCAGUUUUAAGUCCUGUGAAGCAACUGUUUCUAAUGACAUUGUACAGUACAAUUUAACAGCAUCGUGCCACAAAACCACAGCAAGCGCUUCGGCACAUCCAUAGUGACCUCCCUGCAGCAGCUGUGUCUUCAUGCUCAUAACUGAAGAAAUGUGUGUUGCGUUACGGUGGACAGGAUAUAACACUGUGGGACGGGCAAACACAAAUGGAUAGAUGAAAGUACGAUGGGAUAAAUAUGUGGAGAAGUGGCGGUGAAGGAAAGGAAGUCAUCUAGAAGGACAUUAAUCAAAGUCUCAACCAAAAAUGUGAAGAGAAGGAGGAAGGCUGAUCCUAUAGCUGUUUAGAGAAAAAGCAAAAUGUGCAUAAAAGAGGAGAAGGGGAGUUCUGUGCGAACCAUUAGGAUGUACCUUAUGAUCGGAAAGAGGAAAAGGAAAGGAGGAGGCUUCUAAAGAACAGUACAAGUAUAAUUUCGUCAGGAAAUAACAUAUUCUGACAUGCAGAGUGUGUGACAUGGCAUGCCCUCUGGUUUCGUGAGACUGUGUAUGCAUGUGAGAGUGUGUGUGUUUGUGUGUGUGUGUGUGUGUGUGUGUGCACUCACGCGUUAAAAUGUUGGACAAGCUGUUAAGGGCUUAAGGGAGCAGGCGUGGUUUUUUCUGGUCUCUCGCCUGCACUGGUUUCAUCGCAGGAAACAGCUUUUGGUUCUCAGUUGUGCUGAAAGUCACUCUAAUCAAUAACAUAUCUCUCUUUUGUCAUCAAUUCUUUCUGAUAUCUGAUUAGAUUUUUUUGUCAGUGAGAAAAAGUGAUUGCAAACCUCAACUCAUAGCUGCUCAUUCCGUUUUAAAAAGUCCCAACAGUGGACAACGUUGUCAAUAAAGAGCUGUAAUCCUGCUCGUUCAGUUGUAUCGAACUAACAGCCUUGCUUGUUUUUACAUUCACUUUGCGACAACACAACAAGUGACCCCUUGACACCAGACGAAUGAUAAUUGUCAAAGAAUCAAUUUACAUUUUUAUUUUGUCAAAACAGCAUCAUUAAGCAAAAUGAAAAGAAAUGUUUGAUGAAACCAGUUGAAUUCAAUUUAAUAUGGCAGGCAGCCACGGGCCGUCGUCUUUGCUGACCUUUUAUAUUUAUUCAUUUAUUUUUUCAAACGCCUCUAUAGGCUUCCCCUGGUAACCCUGUGUUUAAUGUCACAACUCUAUGAAUCGCUGUAAUUCCCUCGGGCAAAGUCUGCAGAAAUGCGGAUUUACGGAAAGUGUGCGUAAUGGGCCCAAAAUGUCUGCGAGAAAACCCUUGUGAAUUUAUUUGACAUUGAGAAAGCCCUAAUCCCUCACAAACUUUUAAAAAAUACAUUUUGUUCGAACACCACCCUGUUUUAUUAUACACCAUACGUGUAUUUUCCAACAGUAUGUUUUCACCUUCAACAUUAAGAGAAAAGGCGGUCACGAUGAGGACUAACCUAUAUCUGCCUAAUGUAAUGCAAUCUUGGGUAUUGUUUGCUGUGGUUGCUGGAGUGUAAACGUCCCCAAAUCCAGUAAGGGGCAGGCAGGAGACAGCUGCUAACAUUACCCUACACUCCGAUCCCUCUCACACAAUGGGACAAUAUAACACCCUGGAUGUGCUUGUCCUGAACAAUACUUUUUUUUUUAACAUAACCUGUAACUUUGCACUCAAGAUCACCACGUUCAACAUGUGGAGACAUACAGUAACUGCACCUCCACUAUGUUCACCAGCUAGUUCCUAACUUUGCCAUUUGGUGCUUUGGUGGGCAGCUGUGGCUCAGGGGAAAGAGCGGGUCGUCCUUUAACAACAAAGUAGAUGGUUUGAUCCCUAGCUCCUGCUGACUACAUGUGUUUUUGAGUGAAGCACCAAGUUGUUCCCUGCAGGCUCUUAAUAACAGCCUACUGCACCUAAUGCUUAUGGUGGGUUAAAUAAAGGUCAAAUGUAAUGUAUGUACCUGUAUGUACUUUCUUUGUACAGUGGGUUCAUCAGGGCAUUUUUAAUCAAAACAAGGAGUCAAGAUUUAUGAGAGCAAUGAGAGUGAACCAAACAGUAAAGUUGUGGGAUGUAAAACUAAAACCAGUGAGUUGAGGGAAAUGCAGAGUAAUUAUCUAUGGGUUAGCCACUUUGGACAGCACGUUUCACAUUACGUAAAAUAAUUUGAUCCAUGAUGUUGACCAGUGUUGAAGUGUAAUCAUUUAGACUCAGAGCAUCACACAGUAUUCAGGGUAAAAGUGUCUGAACUACAUGAACAUAGAAAGACCUUUUUGUUCUCCUGCUUACUUCAUUUGAACCCUCUUCGUCCUUUAUAUUACAUAUAGGUUUACUUACAGCCGACAUACACACAGUGUCGUUCCCCAUUAGAGUAUACAGCUGAUCAUGUGCUGGUUGUCCCUCAAAGACGCAGCCCGCCUGCUCUCACGAUGUGUUUGGCUCAUGGGGAUUGUGCUCGGGUCAUUGUGGGCAGGGUGGGAACAUGUGGAUCUGAAAUGAAGCUCGGACACUAGCUGUCAAAAAGCCAACCGCAUUCUGCCUGCCAGUAAAACUAGGAUGAAUAUCCAUUGGAUCUGCUGGCCCUGGGAAACACACACACACACACACACACACACACAAGCGCACACACUAAAGAGAAAGGCGGAGGAAAGAGAGAGGGAAACAGAGGGUGUUCACUAUGUUUCACAAGUUUCCUUAAUUUCAAAGAUUUUAUCCUGAGGAAAUAAAUUCACAUUAGAGCCAAAUAUAUGAGGACACUUUUGUGCUGAUGCAGAGCAAAUUUGCUCAGCCUCACAUAACCCCCUCCAUAUUCCAUCAGUCAUCAUGUGCGUGACAAACAGUAUAAGUAUGUUGUCGUUGGUCUCAUGCUGUCUGCUUCUCACGGGUGAGCAUAGAUACCCCAUGAGGCAGUGUCCUCCACCCCUCUUAUUAGAACCCCUCAAUGCUCUCCAGUGGCUCGGCUCAGACAACAUCACCCCAGUGAGCCUAAUCAAAGACAACAAUGAGUCCAUGGAGAUCAGCAUUUUGGGAUUUAUUGUUAGUGCAACUAACUACACAGCAACUCGACAAAAAGAUGCCAUUCCUGCAGCUCUCUAUUGCCGGUCUGAUGGACACACAUGUCCAUCAGACAUGUGUGUCCAGCACCAGAUAUUGAUUUCAAGUCCUAAAUCCUCAGUAUUUAAUUCAUCACUCAAACCCAAGAAACCACCAGAGAGCAAAUAAUCCGCACUGGAAAAUAAGAUUAAAGCAUGAGUAGCUUUUGUGACAUUUCAACUAAUGGUUGUGAAUUUAUAGGGAAUCGUGAACCUAAAAAUGAAACACAUUUGGCCUCCUUGAGGACAAGCCCGAACACCAGCAUGCCAACAAGUUCACUCCCUCAGUUCGUCAAGGGUCGAUCUCUUGCAAGUCCAAUUGAGUUUUCAGAGUAUUGCAACAUCACUUCAGGGGAAGUCCAUGAGGGUUUUUCAAAUCUGUUGUAGAACACACCACAAUCCUCUGCAGGGGAUGGGUGGGUCCUACACAGACACAUUCAAACAGUUGAGGCAGAGGAGAAAAAAGACGUAGGUGAGGGAUGUCUCACUCACUAAAUUUGGUCUACUGUAUGACCAUGUGUCUGACGCUUAUAUGGAUUUCCCCAUGCAUAGCUCAUCGGGUAAUUGUUUACAAGCUUAUACAAAUAUGUACCCCCCAAGGAUAAGUAAUGUUUUCAAAGUACUCCUGUGAGUUGCAGUAAGGCUGCAGCAGUAAUUUAUUGUUCAAUAAAUAGUUCAAUAGCUUCAGGGUGGGUCCUGUUCUCGAUCACACAUCUCUUUCUCUGAGAUACAGAAUGCGUUGUGAGGUACAGUAUGUUUUCUGCACCACAACACACACUAACACACGUUUUUAUCCAUACACACAAUCUGUCCCUCAGUUUAAUCACCCAGAGUGUGUGGGGCAGUUAAUUGUGCAUCUGUUUUGAUACGAAGACCUUCAAAAUGCCUCCAUGAGCUCAUUAAGGGAGAUCUGGUUCACAGAGAACUGGGACUACAGCCAGAAUAAUAUUGUCAUGAUCCUGCAACACAUUCAUCAUCCAUAGAAACUCCCCACUGCAUGAACCCAUCCUCCCAUAUCAAAGCCACAUACCUUCUUUCAUCCUCAUCUUGUUUUGUUUUCCUCACUUUCUCUUUGCUCCAAUUUGUUUUCAAGCUUCUGAGGAAACACACAAUGAUUUGUAAUGUUUUGCGUUUCCUUCCUUUUAACCCUGCAGUCCUCACAAACUUGGGGCCCAUGUUGGGGCCCUCUUGCUUUUCAUCUCUCUGUAAGUUAUGUACUUCUUUGUAUGUAUGCCUACUGUAGCAUAUACAACUUCCCCCAUCACUUGUCGGGGUCAGACAUGGGACAGCUGCCCCUCAAAGUACGUAACGCCCAACAGACAGUCUCUUUACUCCCUUCACCACUGCUGCACUGGUGAAAAUCAUGAAUUUUCAAAGUAUCAGAAUCUUAAAAAAAACAACAGUUUUUCCUCAAUCCUUUGGCUCAUUCUUUUUGAAACAGUCAACAUUCUCUAAACUCUAAGUCUCACAACUGUUUCAUGUGACAUCACUCUACUGCAGGUCUGCAAAAGGUACCCACAACAUUUUGUUUCAGGUCUCAAAACCUAGUUAUUGUGUCAGUAAAUUGGCGACCAAAUUGAAAAGUUGUUUUGUCACCGCGUUACUUUAGUGUCACGACAGCUGACAGAAAUUCAUCUCCUUUUUUUGGUAGUGAUAUUGUAUAGCUAAGAAAUAUAAUUAUGUUCAUUUUUAUUUUACUUUUAGCAGUUUUACAACCAGGAAAUAUAGUUUCAGUGUAGCUUGUUUUUGUUUCGUUUCAGUUUUACUUUACUUUAACCUCGGUGAGUCAUUUUUUUUCUCCAUGGCAGUUCUAAAGGUUUACUGGGAAAUAAUGCUUGAAUGUACUGUUUACAAAGUACUAAAAUGCAUUGACUUCUACCUACAUGCUAACUACCGUAGCUAGGUAGUGAUUAACUUCUACCAACUUGUCUCCAAUUAUAAACUUAACCAAAUAAGAACCCGAGUAGAGCUUUGUUCAUGGGGGUCGGGUCAAGUCAGUCUUAUUUUUAUGACCCAAAAUUACAAAUUUAUCUCAAGGGACGUGCGCUUGGGUGUUGCUAAAUAACAGACGUAGCAUUGCUAGUUGAUUGCUCAGUAGUUGUUAGGAUGCUGCGGUUAUUUCUUAGGUGUUUGGUACUACUAGAUGCUGUGAGUGUCACUAAAUUGAUGCUUGGUGGUUGCUAUGGUGUUCAGGGGGGUUGGUUGGGUAUCUAGGCCAUAGCGGGGACAGUAUACCUACACUAAUACCUGUAUUUUGCAAACACAAACUAGAGGUUCAGUACAGAUCUUUACACCAAAUCUUCAAAGUGAACAGAUCUUUGAACUGAAUAUAAUGCUGCGUUCCUUUUACCUCAGAAGUCUGAGCUUGGAAUGACGUCACACCGAAGUUGGUGGCAUUCCAGUAAAACAAGUCGGAAAACUUAAUGGUCUUUGCUCCAGCCAUGUUAGCCAUUGUUAGGGAUACCGGUUGAUUACAUUGUAUUACCGGUAUUUUGCAGAUACAAACAACGUAGCAACAUGUCUGCAGAUAGAAGUUGGACAGCACUGUGUUCGUCUGAUCUAUUUAGAAACAAAUUAGACAGAAUUGCUCAUGAACGGUAUUCACCACAGCUUUUGUUCUGUAGAUGCCGCACGCGGAGCGGCCAUCUUGGGUUUUGAGGUCGCGUUUGCCUGACUUCAGGCUGCGGUCCAGUUGAAAUUUCUGGGAGCUGGGAACUCAGAAAUUUCAAAAUAACAAAAACAACUAUAUUCUAGGGAAAAUAAAAGUACAGCAAACAAGAACUCUGCCCAACAAAAGGAGAAUAAAUCUCACAUUAACACAGCCGAUUAAAGUAUAUGCUUCACAUGCUUAACGUAUCAUUUAAAUCUUUAGUGACUUUCACAUGAUGAGGCACAAGGAUUGAGGUCUUGUUUAGGUUCUGAGGUAUUGAUGUUCAAGUUGUAGCUGCUGUAGGCUACACUGAUCAUCAGAUCAUGAAUUGUGAGCCAGAGAGGUAUUGAGAGUCCUUCCAGAUGUGGGUCUCUCCACAGUUGGUGGUCCUCCUCUUACACUGGCAGCAGCUCCUGUACUGUGCCAGUUUAUCUACCAGGAGCUCCCCAGCAGAACUGACCACAGGGAGACAGAAGAAAGCAUGAAUGAUGUCAGCCAUGAUGUAUCUUUUAGGUUGGUGAGUAAGUGUGUUGAACUGUUUACUUAUGAUUAUAUAAGUAGAUGUAAAUGCAUGCUGACAGAGGUGAUCCCACAUCCACAGACCUCAGGAAGCGCCUCUCCUCUUCCUCUCGCUGGUGUUUGAGCUUUGCACUGCGACUCCACUCGUCCUCCAGGGACUUACUGAUGUCCCGCUUCUUCUCAAAGCGAUUGAUGUGGUCCACUAUAAACCUGGACAGGAAACAUAGACAAACUGCAAUAGUUUCUUCAUGCUCAUUGUUUUCCAUUUCUUUCAUUCGUCCCUUCCUUUACUCACUCCAUUUUGUUGUGUUUGAGAACUUCUCUCUCUUUAUCCAGCUGUUCAUGAUGAUUGUGCAGUUCUUCUUUCUUCCGCUGAGUGGCAGCACUGAAAUUUACUCGGAAGAGCUGCCAGUAGAAACAAACUUUUAAUUGUACAACAAUGACAUUGAUUAUUUAUGACAUCUUCAUGAGGCCAUCAAUUUAACAAUGAGGUUUAUGGCAGCGAUAGGAAACAGCGUUAACCUUCUGUGCCCUCUCUCGGCCUUCUGCGUUGUUGGCUGCUGUCGCACAGCGGUUGAACCCGGAGUUGUCAGCUUGGCACUCUGGAGGAUCUGUGCACUUCUUAUCUCCCACCUAAAGGACAGAACAGACACAUUUUUAUUGGACGGUGGCCAUUGAGCAGACUAUGACUUUCUGCCCCACUAAGUCAAAACUAAGUCAAAUACAAAAAAUUGUUUCUGGCACCCUUUGUUGAUACUCCAGAAAAUAUUGUGAAAUUCUGUAAACCAAGUUCUCCCUGAAAUAAAAAAAAAAUGUGACUUUAAUUUUGAAAUAGAGGCCUACACAACUAUCUGCAUAUGCUAAACAUAGGACACAAGCAUAAUUUCGGUCCAUAAAAAGAACAACUGGUUAGGACGCAAGCCUCUCCCCAGAUUUAGCAUUGCACUGCUGUAACACUGCUGCAGAACCAGAGAUUAUUUUUUUUAUUCCAUGCAUUCCUCUUCCUUGUCAAAACCUGCCGCCUACAUUAACCACAAUGCAACUCAGGUGUGUUACGCUAGUAACAGCUAAUGCAGCCUCCCGCUGCCUCAAGCAGAGAUUAGAAGUGGGCUACAGCAGUCUGGUAAGAUCUUUUCAUCGCAACUCCACUCCUCCAGAUAAAAAAAAAAUUCACUUCAACAACGACUCCGACGACUCAAAUUACAUCGCUUAAGGUAAUUUAUCAGACUUGACACAGCUCCCUCUGGAGCCAUAAAAAACUAUAUACACCUUUUAAAGAAAUGACGUACCGAUUCUUUAUUACCAAAGAAACUUAAAUGAUUUUGUUGUGAGUGAGUUGGAAAAAUAUGAUCUCUGUUAAAAGUCUUACAAGUAAGGUACACUUGUUAUAUAAAUCCAGUAAUUGAAUAAUACGUUGUUGUUAAGAGCAUGUAGGAAUCAGGGCUGGUUUAUUUAAGUGAAAGUUUAACGACAUGGUGUAACUCUGACAUCUUCUUGAGGUGCAAUAAAGGCGGCAGCCUCUGGUUCUGUAAAGUGAAGCCAGUUAGGAAGUACCUUAAACCUGCAUUCUUUCUAACGGCCACCAGGGGACGACUGCUCUGGUUGCAAAAAGAAUCGUAUGGAAGUCUAUGAGGAAAUUACUUCUCACUUGAUUUACUACCUCAGUAAACAUUGUAAACAUAGGUUUAUGGUCUACUACUUACUUCUAAUGUUAACUUGAAGGCUAUUUUUUUUAUAUAUUCUCUAAGCAAUACAAUAACUGAACUGAAUAACUGCUAUUUUACUCACUUUUCCUCACCAUAUUGUCACUGGUGAUCAUUAUGUGUAAAGCUUGGUUUACAAACAAAGUAUUUCCUUGCCUGCAUGUCCAGAGCCUUCUUGUAAUGUGUAGUUCUCUCGUGUUUCUGCUGGAGCUGCUGAGCCUUCUGCAAAGCUACCCUAGAACACACACACCAGGUUACACACUUGCUACCACAACAGAUGGUUAUUUGAACUUCCCGAGCAGUGCUGCUGUUACUCACUCCUGGACCAGCUGCACAUGGUCUAGAUGCUCCAUGAGCCAACGGUUCUGCUGGUCUCGAGCCUCGUGUUGCCGCCGGGUGUCUAUCUGGCUCUGAAGCUCGUUCAUGUAACGAUGUUGCUGGAUCCUCCUGGCAGGGGUGAAGGGCCGAGCCGGGAAGACGAAUGAAGUCUAAACACAUUUUAACAAGCCAAUGUUACACUAAAAGGAUACAGUGAGCUGUUAAGUGUGAUUUCAUGUAUUAAAGUAAUACUCCUUAACAUUUUCAUAAACUCAAACCCUAUUUUUGACACAAUUUAUGUUCAAAUUUCUUUCUGCAAUAACCUUUCAAUGUAUUUACAUUCUGAACAUGAUCAUUCACCAAAAAUGUGAAUACUAAACAAGACAUUUUCACCCCUUUUACUUUGACCUGCUGUUGUGUGGAAAACUAUUUGCGCCGUAUACAGUUUGUUUGGCUGCAAUGUAAACAACUGGCUGAGUGUUACCUACCAGGACUGAAAUCUUACAACUUUAAUAUCAAGUUCUACUCACAGGGAAGAGAGGGCAGCAAGUCUUCUCUCUCUUCUCCGACAUUUGCAGGUUGAAUGUAGCAACCUGCUUUGCAUGCUUACGUUGCUCAUUCAGCUUCUCCUGCCAGACGAACACACGAAAACACGAAAACACGAGCCUUGUAUCAUCAUGUUGACUGAAACAGCAAAGACAUUGAGAGCAUGAUACUCACCAGGGUAAAAAGCUAACUUUUUCAGAGGGCAGUUUUAUUGAUCCAUGAAACAAUAUUGGCAAAAACAUCAUGCAAAGCACAUCAAGUUGUUUCAUUUUGAAUUUUAAUAUCCCUCUCCCCCAGUGCUGUAAAGAGGAUGAAGCUGCUUUCUCAGCUCUCUGGCCCACAACCAGUCUGGAACCACCCUUAACACCUCAAUUGUUGAGAUGUUUUUUAUUGUUUAUGUUGUUAUUGCGUGUUUUACUCUUUUUUUGACACAAUGGUAUGAGUUUACUUCUGCCCUCGGCCUUGUGAAACCAACAGUUUUCCACAUCUUCAAUCAGUGGGUUGUUUUCUGAUCCCAAUUUCUUUCUUUCUCAGAAACCACAAAAAAAAUCCCCAGAGCACUCACAAAUCACCUUCAAUAACCCGCAGCAGAUGGUAUGAAAUAGACCAUAAACUAAUGUUUACAAUGUUUACUGAGGUAAUAAAUCAAGUGAGAAGUAGGGUCAUUUUCUCAUAGACUUCAAUACAAUCUGACUUAACUAGAGUGCUUAUCCCGGAGCUGUAUUAGUCUGCUUCAUAAACAGCGUCGAGAGGAAAGAGGAGAAAAACCGGAGGGAAAUUACAAAAAAGGACAGGAGUUGAGCUGAUCAAAAACACUCAAGGAGACAACACAUUCCAACAGAUACUGUCUAUGCGUCUGUUUCUAGCUAGCCUACAGCUAACGUUUGCGCAGUCAAAUUUGUGCUUUCUUUUUUGUCCGAACACACACUUAUCACAGAAAAACACUUAAACACACUAAGGGCACACAUGCAUACACACACCUGUUCUUCGUCCAUGUACUGCUUGUCUCUCUGUUGUUCUCUAAGCAGUAAGAGUUUCUCCUGAGCUCGCUCCUCUGCCUGCUGCUGCUCCCUCAGGUAGACUGGAACAUUUCUUUGGGCCCGCUGCAUACACAGGUAGCACAGUUCCUACGAUGACAAGACAGUAAUAGCAAUUAUACACAGUUAAUAAUCAGUAAUGUAAACAUAGUUAUAUACACGCUGUCUAAUUUAAAUACUUUGUAGGUAAUGUAUUGCUUAGGUUCAACCAGUGCAAUAUUAUACUCAAACAAUCAUAUCAAUAAAAUGUAAUUCUCUAUGAAUAACAUCUAAUUUUGGUCUCACUUUCCAAUCGCGCCAAGAAGAAAGUGAAUCUACCUCUAUGAAAGCCAGAUUGGAUCUACACGUACAAACCUACAGUACACACCUGUCCAGCACGAGUGUGGCCAGUGCAGCUAACGGUCACGCGAGGCUUCUCCAGUUUGGGGGGGAACUCUGGUGGUGUGACGGAGGUGGUGGGCCUGGGAGAUGAAACGGAUUCUUUAACAUACUGUUCAGCGAAGAGAGCGACUCCCUGGUGUGUGUGUGUGUGUGCAGUAUGGUGUUAUCUUAUUACAGGAAAGUGACCAGUACGAUUCCCUGCGUAAUAAAUUUAAAUUAUUCUCAAAGUAUUGUUUUGGAGUUUAAAUGUCUGCAUGAACAUGUCAAUCUGAGGGCUGUCCUCGACCAAAGAACUUCUUAGUCGACUAACAAAACAAUUUUGCCAACUAAUCGAUUAGUUGAUUUAAUCGACAGAUCUGUCGACACAUUAUUUGUCAGAUCCUUCCUGGGUUGUUACUAAAACAGAAAAAGAGAUGUACUGUUGAGAGAAUUUCUAUUGAAACCGAAUAAAUAAACUUAUACAGUGUUUAAAUUAAUACCUAUUAAAAGGACCAUAACUUUUGAGUUAAAGCAGAAAAAAUUACUUCAUCAUAGUUUAAUCGCAAAAUAAUUGUUGAACAGCUUGAAUUGAACAGCUGUUGUAUUUGUAUGAAGUUUCACAUGGGGCCUUGUUGCAUCAUGGACAUGUGUUUGAGGUGUGAAGAGUGCUCGAGCUGUUUCUGAGGAUAUCAUAACAGAAUCAGUGGCUCUAAAGUCCUCCUGUUAUCUGUAGUGACUCUGAAAUUCAGCUGACACUUGCAGGUGCACGGACGGUGUUCAUGGACUUGCAACAAGAUAAAAAUAACAGGGAUAUCGUUUGUGAUCACAGUCUGUCCCGUUCUCAAUUUAAGAAGAGAGUGCGUGUGUGCGUGUGUGCGUGUGUGUGUGUGUGUGUGUGUGUGUGUGUGUGUGUGUGUGCUCUGACAGUGAAGGUGAGGUGAUGACAGAGGAGGAAUCUGUCCCACAGGUAGUUGUGCAUCAUUGAUGGAGGUGGAAGCUGCCUCCGGGCUGUAACAAUAUAAGACCACCACAGAGCUCUCAGCUCACACUGACUCAUCUACCUGCAAACAAGAGCUCUGUGCUCUGCAAACUGAACCUUUCCAUAGACUGUGUGUGCUUGUCUGUCUGUGUCUUUGUGUGUGUUGUACUUGUCUGUGGCCUCCAUGGGGGGUUUUGGAUUCAGUUCUUCAGACAGGCUGACAGCUUUCAUCUUGGCAGGCUGCAGUGGCUGAUGGGAUUUAGAUUGUCUCUGUUGGGGAACUUCUGCAGAGACACACAACACUCUGAGUGGGUUCACUGUUACUAUAACUGCACUUCAUAUGACAGCACCAGCUCUAUAGUUAUUAAUUCUAGACUUAACCUCUGCUACAUAAUUAGUUUUUUUGAUAAGAGAUGGGUUUCAAUAUCCAGCAGUCAUUUUUUUCCAAGAAGUCUCAAGUCUCUUGUGGUUGUAAUGAGCCAGUCUGCUCAGAAUAGAUAUAGUAUAAGGAACUCAAAGCAUGUACUCUAGCAUCCUGUCUUUAUCUAUUUAAAACAUCAACAUUAGUUGUUUGGUAUAUGUUCGCUUUUACCAGCAAUGCAGUAUGAAAAUAGCAUACAAUAAAAACUUUCCUUUUAAGUAAAUAUCUACAUUUUGCCCAAGUCCCACAGUGAAACUUUAACAGAAGACAGUUAUAAGAGAUUUUUAAAUCAAAUCCUUUGCAUUAGAUUGGCUCGCUUAAAAGUGGGUCAUUAGACUCAUUAAGCUUCAACUCAGAGUCUUGUAUAAUCCAGCUGUUUAUCAGAGCUGUCCAUUCAUAAACAUUGGCUAUCGUACACCACAUUGAAAGUAACAGCUUGAGUAAUUUUGGAUAAGGUGAGAACCGGUGCUCCAGCUCAUCCUGCUGGUGCAACCAGUUCAUCAAGUGCAACGACACUCAGCAUAAAGACUGGAAGCAGCAGCAACUCAUCUGUAUGUACAAAAACCUCCUCGAGUCAUAACCAGACAACCAGCCAAGACUCCAGAAAGUCACUGCUGCAAAAAAUAAAUACUUUGGCACUCCCUUUUUUUGUACAGAUUAAAUAUGCAAGAUAUAAAGUGUAAAUUUGUGAGUUUAGGAAUGCAGUAGGUGGAUUUUAUUAUGUUUGUGCAGCUGUCCCCCCUUCUUCCAGUCUUUAUGCUAAGCUAAGCUAAGCUAAUUGGCCGUUUUCUGUAGCCACAUAUUUAACAGAGUCAACAUUUCCGCAAGAAAUCCAAUAAGUCUUAUUUCCCAAAAUGACCUCCAAACACAUGGAUAUAUGAUAAAUGUGAAUUUACAUAAUUUCCACAUCAUGUUUGUUUCAGCUGCUACAGCUACUGUAGCUCCAGCCUUAACAGUGAGGAACACAUAUCGUUUUCCUUUGCUGCAAGAUUUGAAAGGAUUUGGAUUUGAUCCAAUGUUUAAUUUAGAUUCAUUAGAGCGCUGUCAAACCCCAAAUUGUCAGCCUUGUGCCAAAAGCGCUUUCACCUCCUGCAUUCCUCUGGUCUGGAGCUGGUGACAAGCACCAUACGUCUUUGUCCCCAGCUUUGUUGUCUGGCUGAGGAGAGCAGACAGUUGGCAGGGUGAUGGGGUUGGCAGUCUGUGGCCUCUGAAGCCUGGACAGGCCACCAGACAGCAAAGAGACACUGCUCCCAGGUCUCUGCAGGGACAAGAGUACAGAUGAUCUGUCCCAAUGCAUACACAUUCAUUGUGCACCAUAACAUGCAAACACACAUGUAUGUCUUUAUACUCACCUUGUUAAAGGCUGACAGCAGCUGACCAGUUCCAUCCAUAGCAUUAAUAAAACCUCUGUUGAACUUCAUCCGCACCUUUGAAUAACAUCAGACGAGAUUACAUUUAGCAGAAAACCAGUGGUCAUAGUCCCAGACUUAGAAAUAUACAGUAGAUGAGCAGGCGAGCCACCUUGUUGUUCUUGAAGGACAAAACUCCAAUUCCCUGGAAGGUGAGGAAUAUGUUUUGUUCAGAGGCCAAAGCCCUGAAGAGGAGAAGAAGAGUUUCUCUAACGCAGCCCUCCACUACGUCUCGAAUGAAAGGAGUCUCUUGUGACACAGCUGCAAAGUUCAGCUGCACCACUGGUAGGUGUGUUGCUGUGAAGGACACACACACAAACCUAUAUUAUGAUAUUACAAUACCUAUUUUAAAUACUUAUAUAUCACUCACAAGAAGCUGAUUGAAAAGUAACGUUUCCGGGUUCUUAAAUUCUCCUGAUCUGUGAAGCUAUAUUUGAUUUCAAUUUCUCCAUCUUUUUGUUGUUUUUCAGAUGAGUUUGUGGUGACAUAAAUCCUGAGAAGGAAUUUCUUCAAAUCAAAUAGGUGCUCACCUGCAGCCAGUGGCCUGACCUGCUUUAAACCCAGAGACUGGACAAGUUUCCCAGCCAAGAGGAAGAUGGGUCGUUGGAUGAUUGUGUAAUUGUUUCCUAUGUCCAACUUCUGCUGAGAGAAGGUGAAGGUCCCCAGUCCGGUCAGGUGGACCCCCUGUUGGAUCAAUCAAUUAUGGAUGGACAGAUAGAUAGAUGGAUAGAUGAAUAGAUGGAUGGAUAUAUGGAUAGGUCUAACCUUUUGUAAGGUCAUCUGACGUUCAAUGUAGGCAGAUAUGUCAGCCCAAAUACAUUGUAUAUCUGAAAAACACAAACAAACAUGAAGUUUGGUUAUAUGGCGACAUGGAGACGCCUGCACACUUUAUUCGCAGUGUAUACACCGAACUAGCAGUUGAAUAAACAGUUUAUCACGCUCACUCCGGUAUAAAAAAAACAAGAAGUUUUUGUCUGACCGUUUUCUGAGAGCUGGGAGAGAGUCGGUAAAGUCCGCCCGUCCGCUUCUGACAGCAGCCGCAGAAUGUCCGUCAUGUCUGUUAAACUAUUUGAAAAAUCAUCACAGGAUGAAGUUUUUAGAAACGUCUCUCUAUAAGGUCCGUCUUCUACCUGAUGAGCUGCCACUGCCAGAGAUUAAGACGAGCACUCGAGAGCAGCGGUUGCCCGGAGCGAUGCCCCCGCACGGCACGCACAGGUCCGGGUUUCCAGUGCAGCGGAGAGACACAACGACAACAAAGCAGUUCAAGUUUCAUCUUGUAGUUGUCAGCAUUAUAAUGUUGGACACACGUAUUUGAAAGCCGGAAAAAGUCAUAUACAUGAGGGUGCACUGGCCACAGUCAACUAGCCUGUUUAUUUCAAUAUAUAAUUUCUUAAUAAUAAUAAUAAUAAUAAUAAUAAUAAAAUAGGCUAUCCAUGCAGGUUUCACCUUUGACAGCCUUAUUGUUUACUAAUCAAUGCGAUUUGAAGAAUCGUUUUGAAAAAGCAUUUAGAUCUCAAUGUUGGUAAAUACAAUUUACAAAAAAUAUGGUUUAAUAGUCAACUGAAUGAACAAAUAAUUAAUUCAAUUAAAUAAUUGAUUACAAAUAGAAGGGUGGGGUUUUGCAUUUUGGGGAACUUGGACUCAGUUCAAUCAAAUCAAUUUUAUUAGUACUUCCCAAAAUUACAAAAAUAUACAAGGACAGCCUCCUAAAAAACGGGUUCAGGCUUCGAGUGCAAUCAUUUGAACAAUGUGUUUACGGGAAGUUGUGGAGCAGCCGCCAAACACUGACAAGACUUUAACCCCUCCAGCACACUUACCAUAUUCAGAAAUUGAAAUACAUAAAUUAGGUCCGUUACUAAAGUCAACACAGAUAUAGCUACAUGUAUAUUGUAAGUGCUUAUUACAGACAGCCCAUGUAGCCUACUAUAAAUAGCUAUGAGCUAUUUAAAAUGUUAUUACUCAGAGGCAUAUCAGAAGGAAUUUCAAUGACAUGUUUAUGCUCCAGCUCCUCUUUCAUUUUCAUUUCAUUUUAAGGAGAAGCUAAAUGAUUCCACAGAACACCGAGACGUUUCUGAGAGGACAAUUGUGGAUCCCUGAUGUAAGGUGUUUUUAUCAUGAUGGAGAAAAUACUGAUGAUUCUGAUCCUCCUCACGUCACUGACAGGCGUGUGUCCCUGGAGAACCACAGAGACAUAUGUCAAGGCAGGUGAGAUGGUGGCGCUGUACUGCCCUCAUGACAGAGGUUCUAGUCAUGGUGAUGCCAAAGUGAUCUGGACCAGUUACACCACCCAGGAGAUGGACCUGACCGACAUGUCCUCAGCUGAGCAGAGGCAGAUGGGGGUGCUGGUUCAUGGGAGGAGCCUCGUGAUUCUCAGUGCUUCUGUCAACCAUCAGGGGAAUUACUCAUGCUCUCUGGGAAAUGCCAGCAGCCAGUUCUGGUUCAGGCUGAUCGUAUGCACAACACAGUCCAGAGAGUAUUUGAAGAGGACCCAGUACCCUCAAAUGUGUUACGCACAAGAGGCCUGCACAUUGAAUUGUCCCGAGGUAAACGUACCUGCUGUAAACACGCCGAAUAUUACCACCAACGGCAUUAUAUGGCACAAGGAGGGCGAGUCUUUGCCAAAAGACGGCUACUUCUCAAGUGUGGAAGUGAAUGACCACGGUGAAUACACCUGUACCAGAUCCUACCUGUAUUUUAGACAACUAUAUAACAUGACCUUUACAGUGCUGCUUAAAAUUAAACCAAAAGAAAAAUCUGGACAAUCAAUGAUACUUUCACCACGCAAAAAUGAUGUACUUAAUGUAGAUUUAGGCGCAACAGUGGUGAUUGAUUGUGAAGCUGUUAUGUAUUCAGACUUUGACGAGGUGUUCUGGUUUGACGGGAAAUCUGAGGUGAAAAUGAACAACAGCUUUCCUGUUUUCUACAAUUACACACGUGAAAAUAAUGCUGGAGAAAUAAAGAUGACGGCAUCGCUAGUCUUCAAAAACGUGUCAGAGGAGGAUUUAUCAAAAAGUUACACCUGUAGACUGGAAUCUGUAUCUGUACCCUCAAGCGUCACCAUCACCUUGGCCCAAAAAGCUUCUCCCUCCUCCCUCUCCCUGGCUCUCGGCAUUGUGGCCGUCAUGGUGGUGAUUGUUGUUACAGUUGUUGUUUCAGUGAAACUGAAAAUGGACAUCGCUCUUUUCCUGCGUGGCACUUUUUGUUGCUGUCGCAGCACCUCAGAUGGAAAGAGCUAUGAUGCCUUUUUGAUGUGUUACAAGAGCGACGCAGACGCAGGACUAAAUGAAGAUGACAGAAAAUGUCUGGAGAGUGUUUUGGAAGAGAGGUUUGGGUACAGUCUCUGUCUUUAUGAUCGUGACGUCUUACCAGGGAAAGCUGCAGCGGAGGCAGUGCUGGACUGCAUAGAGCAGAGUCGGACGGUGGUUUUGGUUCCCUCCUCCCCAGAUCCUGGUCCAGGAUCUGGCCUGCUGAGCGCCAUCCAUGCAGCCCUUGUGGAGUGGCAGACUCGCUUGGUUUUCAUCCAAACUGAGACAACAGAAGCGUCGAGAUCUGGUUCGUUACCAGAGGCCUUGCAGCUUCUUGGCGAGGCCGCAGACUGUGUCACGUGGAAGGGCAUGAGCUCCAUGCCGCAUUCUUCCUCCUUUUGGAAGCAGCUACGCUAUCACCUACCGGCCCCGCAGCAGGCAUCCAAAAUAAAGCUUUUACCUUAGACAACUACCCAGGAUGAUCACUGUUACAGUAUUUAGUCAUAUCCAUGGUUUAUAUGUCAUUAAGUCAAGUCAUACUGCAAAAUGGUUGGCAACUUUCAUACUAUUUAUAAGAGAGAGUUCAUAUUCAACAUUGUUAAUCAUUACAUUUUUAAUAUUCUAAAGCUUUCUUUGGAUUUACAAUCGAUCCUAAACGUUUCUUUUAUCACUACUUGCACUCAUGAUGUUCUCCAUCCCUUCCUCACCUCCUUAUAUUAUUUCCCCUACUCCUCCUUAUAUCCCAAAAUGCCAUGUUUUAGUGUAGUCUAUUGUCUCAAUGCCCGUACCUGAUCAUCUCUUGGUCAUUGGUUGAACACAUCUAAUUGAAGGAAUCUGCCUUUUUCUCCGCAAAUAUUUUGACUUGUCAUUAUGGAAAAAACCCAGGCGUUUGUGUUUUUGUAACUUAACAACCAGGAAGUCAUGACAGUGAGCCAGCAUGCACAGUACCAGGACCUUGAAAACGAAGUAGUUAAUUGCAAGUCAGCCAUCAUUGAUUUGAGUUUUUAACACCUUUUGUUUCUUCCUGUGAAAUGUCCAAAUGUGUUCUGUGAAAAAGGCCUAUCGGGUGUGGGCACUACAGGUCACACGUCAAGAUAUAAAAAAAAUGCACUUUUAUGUUGUUUUUGUUUUACCACUACUUUUAAACCUGCAUUAAUACGUGUUUUUUCGAUAUCAACAAUAUAGCAAUUGAUAUGUGUAAUGUGAAAAGAUGAGCUUUUUAGCUUUUUAGUCUUGUGUGGUGUACAUUUUGCUGUCAGAUGUUCUCAUCAACUCCCUGAAGGCAGACACACUCUGAUAAAUCCACAAACACUAAACAGUUCUCAACCACAACUAAACCAAAAGGUCGGUGAAUAUUGGAGAAACAUGUUUCUCCAUGUCUGCUGAAUAAGUGGACUAUUGUUUGCAUGAUGAGGGCAUUUUAUGUCAGCUUGGUUGAAGUUUUUCUGCCACCCAGUGGAAGUUUUUUUAGCUGAACAAUUGCGGUUAGCUUUGUGAUAAAUACAAGUCAUCCCCCUGUGUUUCACCAGUUAAAUACUUCAGAAUACCAAUAAGAUUAUUUGCCAUAAAGAGAAAGUAGGUUUCACUUUAAAUUUGCCUUGGUAUUUGGUGCACACAUAUACAAAUUAAGAGGAAACAAAAAUUCAGGCAAAGUACAGCAAAAGUCAAGAACAUAUAUUUAGAAAUUACAAUAAAAUAUAAAAAGUGAUAAUAUAUGAUACAGGAAUAAUAUUGGGUUUAUGUACAUACAGUUCCAAAAAUACUUUAGAGGAAGAUAGAAUAGCCACACAGGUAGAAACGAUGAGCUGAACAAAGGUAGAAAUAAACAAAAGUAUUAUGUACAACACAUGACAAAUCGUUUCAUAUAUAUAUGUGUAUAUGUAUAUAUAUAUAACGCAACAAUGACCAACAACAUGAAAUGGCUUUAUAAGUCGAGUUUUCUGUAGAUUUGACAAAUGCAAAUACCUUUAAUACAUUAAAUGGCUAUUGUCGAAAAGUGCCGACCAUAAAUUGUAUCAAAAACAAAUAUGAUCCUUAAACCUGCAAUAACUGAUUAUUUUGGCCACUUGGGGGUAGCAGAAAAUAAAGCAUAUAACUUUCACAUUAAAUUAAAGAGAGCAUUCCCCCCUAAAGAUAGACACUAUAGUUCCUACAUGAAAUACUCACAAGGUCUGUGGAAUAUCUUGAGUAAACAGGUCAUGAUUUCUGGAAAGAGAAAUUGCUGUUGAGUCUUUCAUAUGUAUUUUCUUUGGCGUUACAAUCUCACUCCAAACUCGUCAGAUAACGCAGGUUGGUUAGUGCCCCUUGGCAUUGGAGAUCGAUACACUGUUAGCCCUCUAGGGAUAGUUUUUCAACUUGUCAGGCCGGCGCAUCGAUAAUCUUCUGUCUUCACAGGAAGUGAUGUUUUGGCAACAAAACCGCUCAGUAUGAGUAGCAGCUCAUGUCAUUACCAAGUGACUUACAACUCAGGUGACAAAAUGUCAAUGCUUACUGUCAAAGAGACAUGUGUAGUUGAAAUUUAUUAAGUUUAUGUAGUGUCUCAAGGUAUCGUAGUUCGUAAUGUAAUGCCGUAAAGUAACGGGCCACACCCAGAGUUGGCGUGGGCAUAUGACCGUGGCAUUGUGGGUUGUUUGCCGGCACAAAAUCAGAGAGGAGUGAACGACCCUGCAGGUUAAACUGAUUCUGCACGUGGUCCAAGAGGUGCACACGGUAAAGUGUUCAUUUGUACAUAUAUUUGUGUUUAUUGUUGUUGACCUGCAUUUAUGUUUACAUGUGUUGCAUUUUUUGAGGUUGUAGUUUGUAGUUUAUGUCAUUAUUAUUGUGCUAAUAUGUGCUAGCCUGUUUGGCAACAUACAUUUGCCUGAGAGGCUCCCCGAAGAGCUCGCAAUUUAUGUAAAAAUGUUUAUGUUUUGUUUGUAGUUUUCACGGUGUCUGAGGUGCAGAGAGAGAGAGAGAGAGAGAGAGAAGGCGGCAAAUAAAGUUCAUCACAG